CCCUGUUACAUUGUAUCUUACCUUGAAGUGGAGGGGGGCAGAGGGCAUGAGUGGUGGCGGCGAUCUGGAGAGGGAUCUCUUGUGAUCUGCAAAGACAGACACCAGCCCGGGGAAGAUCUCGCAGAAAGCAUUCCUGCAGCCAUGUCUGUCAGCGUCCAUGAGAACCGUAAGUCCCGGACUAGUACCAGUUCCAUGAACAUCUUGCUGUUCCACAAAGCUUCCCAUCCCGACUGCGUCCUGUCUCACCUCAACACCAUGCGAAAGCACUGCAUGUUCACAGACGUCACCCUCUGGGCCGGGAAUAAGUCCUUCUCGUGCCACCGAGCUGUCCUAGCGGCCUCCAGCAGAUAUUUUGAAGCCAUGUUCAGCAAUGGUCUCCGCGAGAGCUUGGGCGACGAGGUGAAUUUCCAUGAUAGCCUCCAUCCGGAGGUGUUGGAGCUGCUGCUGGACUAUGCGUACUCUUCCAAGAUCAUCAUCAACGAAGAGAAUGCAGAGUCCCUCCUAGAAGCGGGUGACAUGCUCCAGUUCCAUGAUGUCCGGGACGCGGCCGCUGAGUUUCUGGAGAAGAAUCUGCACCCUUCCAAUUGUUUGGGCAUGAUGGUGCUUUCAGACGCUCACCAGUGCAAGAGGCUCUAUGAACUUUCUUGGAGGAUGUGCCUGGUCAACUUUGAGAUGGUCCAUGGGAGCGAAGACUUCAACCACCUCUCCAAGGACACGCUUCUGGACUUGAUCUCCAGUGAUGAGCUAGAGAUUGAGAAUGAGGAGAAGGUCUUCAAGGCAGUCCUCCAGUGGGUGAAAUAUGACUUGGACAAGCGGAGAGCUUUCCUCCCGGAGCUCUUGAAGAACUUGCGUCUGGCCUUGCUGCCUUCUGCAUGCCUCAAGGAAGCCAUGAGCUAUGAGGAGCUCAUUGUGGCUGAAGAACAGAACAAGCAAAUCAUGAAUGAGGCCCUUCAGUGGAAAAAGAAGAUCUUGCAGAACGAUGGGGUGGUCACGAGUCCUUAUGCCAGGCCACGCAAAGCGGGACACACGUUGCUCAUCUUGGGUGGACAGACAUUCAUGUGUGAUAAGGUGUACCAGGUGGACCACAAGGCGAAAGAGAUCAUCCCCAAAGCAGACCUACCGAGCCCCAGGAAGGAAUUCAGUGCUUGUGCCAUUGGCUGCAAAGUCUACAUCACAGGAGGGAGAGGCUCAGAAAAUGGGGUGUCCAAGGACGUCUGGGUCUAUGACAUGGUGAAUGAAGAGUGGUCCAAAGCUUCCCCGAUGCUUAUCGCUCGCUUCGGACAUGGUUCAGCUGAAUUGGAGAACUGUCUGUACGUAGUUGGGGGACACACGGCCGUGGCCGGCGUCUUUCCCGCCUCGCCUUCUGUUUCUCUGAAGCAGGUGGAGAAGUAUGACCCCGUUGCCAACAAGUGGACGAUGGUAGCCCGUCUGCAGGAUGGCGUCAGCAACGCGGCGGUCGUAAGUGCGAGGCUGAAGCUCUAUGUCUUUGGCGGGACGAGCAUCCACCGAGACAAGGUGUCCAAAGUCCAGUGCUACGAUCCAGUGGAGGACCAGUGGACGAUCAAAGCGCAGUGCCCCCAGCCCUGGCGCUAUACCGCAGCUGCCGUCCUCGGCAGCCAGAUCUUUAUCAUGGGCGGGGACACGGAAUAUACGGCGGCAUCCGCCUACCGUUUUGAUUGCGAAACGGACCAGUGGACGCGGGUCGGGGACAUGACAGCCAAGCGGAUGUCGUGCCACGCUCUGGCGUCGGGGAACAAGCUUUAUGUGGUGGGGGGCUACUUUGGGACGCAGAGGUGCAAAACGCUGGAUUGUUACGACCCGACCACAGAUACGUGGAACUGCAUCACCACUGUGCCUUACUCCCUCAUCCCCACAGCUUUCGUUAGCACAUGGAAACACUUGCCAGCCUGACACAAUCUGCAUGUCGAGAACUCGGGAGCAGCAGGAGAUGCUGAUGGUCGGGAUGGACGCCAGAGCCUGCACAAGUGACCAGAAGCGUCUCUCCUGUCCCCGCCAGCUCCAUCCCUCCUCUGGCACUAGCAAUGGAAUCAGGCUGACCUGUACUAACCUGUACUAAUAAGGAAGGGGAGGAUGCUGAGUGACCCCGUGGGUCUACCUGGAAGGAGGAUAAAGUGGACAGCAAAGGGGUGUACGACUGCAGAGGCAGUUCUGGCAGCCCCAGGCGGGUACCAUAUUGGCACCUUUUGCACUGGAAAGAGCCCCAAGGAACCAAGACACUUUAACAUCUUUUCAUUAAAGCACAGACCUUCUGUGAUUCCGGGACUCUUCACAGUGGGAAGCACACAGCCGCUUUUCCGAAGGGCUAGAAUUACAUGUGAUCGUUUAAAGGCAACUUUGGGCGGUGGGGGGGGUGGGGGUGCGGUGUAUUGUGAUUUUCCCGGGCAUCUGACAACUUUAAUAAAACUCUCCAGGAAGCCGCCUGCUGGGAAUGAGCGUUUUCUUUUUGAAGUGCACCUGACAGAAGGAUAAUCACAGGCCUGCUAAGGGAUAAUUGCCAGACGCUGUGCUCGUUGACUGAUCCCUACGCAGUCUGCAAAAUUGCAAGAUGUUGCUACAAUCGCUGAAGCCCUGGAAUGCUCUCGGAAAUGAUGCCGCGAUUCAGUGAGGGAAACGCAAGCUAGGGCGAAAGACGGAGACAUCCUCAAGCAUGGCUGAAGAAUUCAGGAGGCUUACGAUGAGCAGCCUUGGGUCACCCUACGUGAUUGCCCUCCUGAAUCUGUGUUUUGCUCUUGCGGGAAAUAGUGCCCUAGCACUCCAAAUUAGGGUCUGUUUGCACAGUCAUUAUUUCUGCUUAUAAACCUAGGAAGCGGCCUUCUGCUGAGUCAGGCCUUUGGUGCAUCUAGCUCAGCGUUGUCUACACUGGCUGGCAGCAGCUCUCCAAGGUUUCGGCAAGAGUCUUUCCCAGCCCUACCUGGGGAUGCUGCCAGGGAUUGAACCUGGGACCCUCUGUAUGCAAAGCAGAAUGAACUGUGGCUCUCAUUGCUUACGGGGACUAGCUUAACAGCAGACUGUGCUCGCAGGUGGUCCUCCAUCCAAAAGCAAACCAGGGCAGGUCUUGCUUAGCAAAGGGGGCCACUCAUGCUCCCCACCACAGGACCCGCUCUCCUCCCUUGAGCUCAGCAUUCGCUACACCGACCGGCAGUGGCUUCUCCCAGGUUCCAGCCUGGAGCCUUUCCCAGGCCUAGAGGAGUUCCCAGGGACUGAACCGGGGACCGAAGCAGACGCUUUGCCACUGAGCAAUGGCUCCAUCUCCUUACAUUGCUGUGAUUGGUUACAUGAGUUGAUCUCUGCAGGGUUUGUGUUUAAAUGUGCACCCUUUCCAAAAGGGAAAAGCCAGAGUGCACCAAAUUGUUUUGGAAAGAGUGAGCCUUCUUAAGACAACCUGCAAAUAGGGCCACCUGGUGGAGAACAGCCGCCAUAGCAUGAAACGUCCCCCUGACAAAGACGGGGAAAACAGAAUUUCUCCUUUGAAAACACAAAGGAGCCUGGAAUAAAGUCCCCACUUAGGCAGACUCCUCGACUGAAUCAGAACGAAAACCCACGAACGAAAGUCUCCAGCAUUCUGUUUCUUGCACUGGCCAGACACAUGCCUCUGGAAAACCCACAAGGGGGCAUGAAGACAAGUUUUCUCCUGCCACAGCCCCCGCCUCCCCCCAGCAACUAGUCUUCAAUGGCAUACUGCCUCUGACCAUGGAGGUCCUAUUCCACUAUCAGGGCUAAUAGCUCUUGGUUGACCUACCCACUAUGAAUCUGUCAAAUCCUCUUUUCAAGCCACCUUGUGGUGGUGAGUUCCACAGGGUAGAUUUCGACAGACAUCCAUAGGGCAAUGGGAGGGGGAAAAAAUGACUGCAGCAGGAUCUUCUGCAGGCAGAGCAGGUGCUCUAACAAUAAUCUACAUCUCCAUCCCAGCAUAGAAAGCUGCUAUCUCUAGUUAAAACACAGAAAUAAAAACCUUACAACAGUUUAAAACCACAAUUAAAUUAAAAAGCUUGGGUGAGAAGGUAAGUCUUUAACGCAGGAUUUCUGGUGGCAGAAAAGAAAAUGUAACAAGAAAAAAACUCAAUCUGAUUAGACCUCGGAAAGGACUUUACAAUCAUGGAAAUGAAGUACCUUUGCAAUGAUAUGAACACUAAAAAAUUUGGUUUUCCUCAGCAUAGAAUUUGCAAGAAGGAGAAAAAAAAGAAAAACCAGGCCCCUAAAUUGGGAAGGGGAUGGAGGAGAGACAAUAAUGGAUAGCUUUUGGUGAAUACAAAAAAAUAGAGGCUUUUUCUUUCCUUUUCGUAUUUAGGCUAGUAUUGGUCCGAAAUACGAUUCACAGGCAAUUAACAGAGACUGCCAGUGCUGGUCUGUUGCUAAGGGAUUGCACAGGAGGUGAGGAGGGUAUAAAAGGACUUUAGCGAUUGCUGAAUAAUAAGGCGCAGUUGGAGGGAGGGUUUGGUCAAUGCUUUGGCGGGGAAAAGCUAUUACAUGCUAAAACCUGAUCCCAAAGUUGUGCUCAGAGCUGACAAAGGAGCACAAAAGGGCCUUUUCUGUGUGCUAAGUUGUCUCUUGUUGGGGUCAGACGGUUCCCCUUUCUCAUGCCCCAGCGCUGUCUUUCAGCCACUCUUUCCUACACUGGGUUACCUUGGAUGAAAUAUCUGGCAAUGUUCCGAGAAAGCCUGGAGUCUGAACAUUCACCCAACCGAAUUAGUCUGAAACCAUACACAAUUUUUUU
Messenger RNA from Hemicordylus capensis (graceful crag lizard), 4735 nucleotides. RefSeq names its product kelch like family member 25 (gene KLHL25). Gene Ontology annotation, molecular function: protein binding. Lineage: Eukaryota; Metazoa; Chordata; Lepidosauria; Squamata; Cordylidae. The record is from RefSeq and is a predicted model, not a curated record. Bases 142 to 1911 code for a protein of 589 amino acids. The transcript is spliced from 3 exons.